Molecule: messenger RNA, 2565 nt
Organism: Colletotrichum destructivum
Lineage: Eukaryota; Fungi; Ascomycota; Sordariomycetes; Glomerellales; Glomerellaceae
Product: Putative PD-(D/E)XK nuclease
Exons: 4
Coding region: 124-1491 (455 amino acids)
Source: RefSeq, a predicted model, not a curated record
GCAACCAGCGCUUAUCCCGACCUGAAGUGUCAAUUAUUGCACCGCAGCCUUAACAAGCUGACCCCUCAGCGUUCUCUACAGCCCAGAGACAACCACCGAGUUCGCAGCCAUUUGACCUGAUCAAUGGGACCUGGGCAGCCAAAUCCGAUGACCUUCUCAAGCCGUUCGCGAUCGAACGUUCUGACCUGGCUCGAUACGCUCUCGACAUCUUGUCCAGAUCCGCCCUUCGCCUGUCGCACCCUGGGCAGUCACGAACACAGGAAACGCCGAGCCCCGGAUUCCGAUUCACCAAAACCUCCAUUCAAACGACCUUGCCCCCUCACCCCUCCAGCAUCAACCAUCAUGUCCGUCUCGCCAGCCAAACGAUCGCACGACACACCCGACUCCAUCAGUGUCGCCUCCUCCUCGAACCAAGAUGACGAUCAGACUCCCAGGAGCAAAAAAAUAAGAAUGGUGCCCGAAUGGGGAAGCCAGCCACCUACAACAUCUUCGCGACGCAGUGCUUCCGUCUCCCCAAAGAAGCUGGCCCGCAAUUGGGCUGUGAGGAAUGCCUCUGCACGGCAGUUUACCAUCAAGGAAGACAUCCCAGCGUCGCUUCAAAGCAUGUGGAAGGAUAUUGGUCGAUACGAUAGGGGGAUUGGCACCAUUGGGCUCGCGGAAAAGGAAGCGGUUGAAGCCGCCCAAACCACGAUCCCGGAAUACGAGCAGGAUAUCUUCGAGGGUUUCUUCUACGAGCAAGAACCACCAGCGGGAGACGGUACACGCACCGCGCUCGGCCCCACCCCCUCUGUCGCCGCCGUCCUAGAUAUCAUGGAACGAGGCAUCAGCUGCCGUGACGAGCAGAUGGACGAAGCCGGCUGGAACCAAAUUGUCCACAACCGAAUUCUCGAACUCGCCUUUACCGGCUUGUGGUGCAAAAACGACGAUAUUGUUGCAUUUUCUCCCUGUACGUCUGCGACCAUCAUGUCCAACUACACCGAUGCCAUUAGCCGCAAGGUCGAUUUCUGCGCGUGCAUCCGCCCCGACGCCUUGUCUGCCAUCGCCAUCCAGUCCGUCCGUGACCAAGAUGCACUGGCGAGCGUCUCCAUCAACCACACCGACUUCCCCCCUCUUCAGGCCCGGCCAAUCGCCCUUUCCAUCGAGACUAAGAUUCACGGCGAAGGAAUGAACAAUGCCGAGGCCCAGCUCGUCACAUGGCAUGCUGCGCAGUGGCGCCUGUUGGACCGGCUGGUGGGGCGGGCAGACCCCAAGAUGCAGCUACCGGAGUUUCUGCCAGGGAUGAUCAUCCAAGGACACGAAUGGUUGUUCGUGGCGAGCACGAAACGAGGCGAUCAGGUGACGCUAUGGACGAGCCAGCACAUUGGCUCUACGGCCAAGGCCACAGGGGUGUAUCAGAUCGUGUGCGUGCUGCAAUACCUGAAGCGGUGGAUCGAGGAAACGUAUUGGCCGUGGUUCAAACAGGCCGUUCUACGGUUUUCAGACGAGACCUGAAGCCUUUUCGCUGUUGUCCAUUGUCGAGUGGAACGACACUGUCAACUUUCGCCUUUUAAAUUUAGAUGUUUGGCUUCAUCUUCGAAACUACGGCUAGCAAAGGUUCGACCUAUGAGCUUGCAAAAGAGACUCGGAACCCGGUUUAUCUCACCACUGGAAUGCGACCAAACAAAACCUCUACGCUCUCGGGAUGUUUGGUGUUGAUUUUGUGCCACAGGGCUUAGCCAUCUGGCCCGUGACGUUGGCAAGCUCGAGAGAUGGCGCAGCGUGUUUUCGUGGCUAGCAAACGUCUGGCUAGCCUCGUGCUGCUGUUGCACAACAUCACAUAAUACCCUCAACUCAGGAUUCGGUGAUAACGGCCUUACGUCCUAAAGGUGUAAGACGAGGUCGAUCUCGACCUAACGCAACCUUAAGCCAUGAGUCCUGCGAUACCCACCGGUUCCCUAUGAGACGACUUGGACCGCCUUGUCAUCCCAGGAUGAGCACGGCUUCUCUGCGGAUGAAGUUCUCUGCAGGACCAACCGCUAGAGUCUUGUUUAUCCCAGACCAACAGGCGUAGCCCUGAAUACGCUGGAGACUUCGUCAAUAAUCGAGAUCGCGGUAGUCGCAUUCACGGAGUAUGAAGCGCCUCAUGAGAAUCGGGCGGUUGUCGUUGAAGUCAAGCCCUCCUGGGCAAUGCAAGCUGCAUGUGGGCAACUGUAAGACAUUGAGCAUACUCGAGGCGCCACUGUUUUCUAUUUUUUCCCUGUUUUACAUCACAAACAUCUUAGCAGAAGACCCGAAGCUUCGCUUCGAGUACGCAGACAAUGUCGGCCUUAUGGCCAUGGGCCCCUCCCUUGAAAGUAAUUGUUGGUAACUAUACCAGGUAUCCGUAUAUACGGCGAGGUGAAGCAACGAAGACUCGUUAUAUUGGUCUACUUAUGAUAUUGCUUAUUGUGUGUAAUACAAAGGGAGGUUAUUGCCACGGCCGUCAGAGGCCGAUAUGUAGCCUUCCGGGCACACGAGUCAUCCGGCCGGCGGCCGGACAGCUUAUGUUCCGACAGUUUCAUAAGGCCUUUACGCAAUCUCUUACAG